UAGGGAGUACUGUUAGGUACGAGAGAGGAGCGGCAAUUGACUCAGCGCGGCCACCCGUCUUACUGCUGCUGAAUAAUACAUGUUGUCGAGUCCUACGUGAUGGCAAGGAAAAAUGUGUUGUCGACGCGUGUGAGUGAUGAGUGAGCUCGGUGCUGCUGUGUCUGCACUCCCACCAGCUCCGAAAAUAGUGGGUGGUGUGCAUUAGUUCAGUGGAGGCCGAUAAUAAGUGCUCGGCUUGCAAAACCGAUGUCGAACUUCGUAAAGAAAGUGAAGAUGAGGACAAUGUUUUCCCUCGGGUGCUGGGAUGAAGCGAUUUCUCCGUACAAAUGAGGGUCGACGAGUAAGCUAUGGGGAUGGGGACGCUGGUGAGCUCGUACCCGCGGGGGCUGGAUGACCCCGGGAUGGUGGUCUCCCUCGGCAAGCCGGAGCCCCUGGUCGCCCGCAUGCAGGCCUGGGAUACACAGGGACUCCAAUCCGGCGAGAAAGAGCCCAGUGCUUCUGAGUUGUCCUUUUUGAGAGGGGGCAUCAAGGGCAAGGGAUCGCUCGUUAACAAGGUGCCAUGGGUGCAGGUGAUGGAGGCGGGCGUGCAGACGGAGGCAGUGGCGGAGGAGGACCUGGAUUUGGAUUUGAGCAACCUCGAGGACCGGGAGACGCAGACCCUUCCGCAAAACCCUACAUUCUUCCAAUUGAAUCGGACGGACGCCUUCGUGCAGACAGACUACCGGUACCUUCCCCUUCUUACCGCGCCCCCUCGCCCUUCCACCAGCUUUCCCGUCAAGUUGGUGGACAAGGGGACCCAGACGGAGGUCACCACCUCCACCGUCUCAACGCAGACAGAGGUUCAAUACCUGGUGCUCCCCGACCUCGUGCCCCGCCAGGACAGCGUGCCUGAGCAGCAGCAGCAUGUGCAUGAAGAGGAGGAGGAUGCGGAGGAGGAGGAGGAGGAAGAGGAGGAAGAAGAGGAAGAGAUAGAAGAAGAUAUAGAAGAAGAGAUAGGAGAGGAAGUGCUGCUCUCAGAUGCCUCAUCGGGGCCCUCUGUCUCGGGCCUGGGGUCUGCCCUGCCGCGGCCCCUGGCGCAGCAGAUUCGCCGAGACACCAUCACCCCGUUGCUGCCCACCAGUCCCCCGCCUUCGCCGGAGCAUCCGCUGAGUCGGCCUUUCGAUGGCAAGGCCGCGCAGAGGCCUGCAGACAAGCAUUGGAAGCACCUGCGGCGGAUCUGCGACGCCACCAAGCGGUUCUACGAGUCGCCGGCGCACGCUCGCUUCCUACGCACGCGCAGGGUCAUGGUGGACGCCAGCGUGCAGACCGAUAACGAUAUCCUGACCGACGAGGCGCCGCAGUUCGCCGCGCGGCCACCGAAUUCCACCAAGGCGCUGCUGCUGGAGGGGGAAGACUUUACGGACAUCGACGUGCACGUCCUCACGACCCCUGACGAGGUAACAACCGACGUGACCCAGCUGGUGCAUCACCUGUGCAGCAAGGCGGCGAGCGACCUUCACCGACUGCGAGCCUUGUUUCGCUGGGUGACAGAGAACGUACGGUACGACUGGAAGUACACGGAGAAGAACCAGACGGCGGAGGAGGUGCUGGGCUCUCGCGCGGGCGUGAGUCGCGACUACGUGACUCUGCUGAUGGCGCUGUGUCACGUGGCGGGCCUGAGGGUGAAGCGGAUCCACGGCUACGUGCGAGGGCGGGACUACAAACCCGGCCGUCUCUUCGAGCCCGAUCGGGACCCUCGCCACGCCUGGAUGGCCGUCUUCCUGUACGGUUCGUGGCGCUUUCUGGACCCCACCCUGAGUGCCGGCUACACGAGCGCCCACGGCAAGUUCAUCCCCCACCCUCAUGACCACUACUUCCUCACCGACCCCAAGCAGAUGGCCUUCACGCACCUGCCCUACGAUACACAGGAACAGGAUUACGACAGGUGGCAGCUCCUGGACGACCCUCUGAGCCUGGACGAGUUCAAUGUCCUGCCGAAGGUGCUGCCCGAGUUCUGGUCGUGCGGGCUGAGGCUUCAUCGACCCCGCCACAACCCCGUCGUCUUCAGGAACCAGACGGAGGUGACUCUCGCCGCGUCGUCGCUCAUCCGAUACAAGUACAAGUUUUUCCCGGCCGACCAGGACGCAGAGUCUUGCAUAAACCAAUGGGUGUUCUGCACGCUGAAGGAGGGCGGCGGCGUGGGUUCCUUCAUGGUGCUGCCGCCCGAGAGCGCCACCUACAUUCUCAAGAUCUACGCGGGGCCGGAGCAGAUGCUGGAGGACACAGAGAGCACGCUGGACCACGUGGUCUCUUUUUUACUGGUGUGUGAGAAGGCCAGGCGGUACCCGGUGCCGUGGCCGCUGCAUGACGUGGCGUGGGGCCCCAGUCCGCGCCUCUACCAGUGCGGCCUGGACCCCAUAAACCAGGCGGGCCCCGUCAUCGUCACGUGGGGCGGCAAGAAAGUCGUUUACUUUGAAAAGGCGAUCGACGUGAUGUUGAUGUUCCAGGUGUUUGACGCGGAAGGCAAACAGCUCGAGCUCAAGGGAAUCCUGGGGCGGGAGGAGACGGAGGAGCAGCUGCGGCUGGUUAUCAUGCCGCCGGGCAUCGGCUACUUCAAGCUGCUGGUGUACGGCAUCCCGCGACCCCAGGUGGGUUCGGCUGUGGUGCGGGGGCGCUGGAGCCUUCCCCUCUUGGCUUCCUACCUCAUCGAGUGCAAGAUGAGUCUGCGAAGUCAUAGCAACGAAGCAAGGACCCCCGCCAAGAAGGGAAAGACCAAAAAGAGGAUGGCAAUGAUGGUGAGAAGAUAACGCGAGCCCGACGCGCGUCACCAUACUCACCAAUGUACAAGUGUCGAGGGUUUUGCCUUCGUGAACACAACAGCCAAUAGAGUGCCCGAGGGAAUCUCGCUUAAGUGAAGACUUGUUUUGAAUGUUUUAGAAAAGUCUCCAAACUAUGAUAAAUCUAAUGCCGCGUAAUGAAAUAUAUCCAGGAGUGGCGGCGGAAAAUUUGGUGCCGCCUGGACUGCACAAUGGCGCGUCCACUGUGAAUAGUGUGAUUGUUUUAUAAAUGAGGGAAAACAAAUUUGCAAUAACAUGCCUUCAUAAACAUUGUGCCAUAACCAUCGCAAAGAGGUAUUCGUACACGUAACGUUUUGGGAGGCUUAUCUGUGCCAGAAACUUAAAACUUAAUCAUUAUUUUUACAAAAGUGUACGAUAUUUUUUCAUUCCAACAGUUUCUCUAUAAUUUUAUGAAAAGUAUAAUUUCGAUAUUCAAAGUGCAACAAAAAAUAUUCAGGUAUACAUUAGUGAUAAGGUGACUGUGAGUGGCUCAUUGUAAUAAGGCUUUUUAUCUCUCUCUUCCUGCGAGGGAAGGAAGAGCAUGACUGCUACAAAGGACACAGGAAAGGUGGACUGCCAAAAAGUAACUGAUCUUUUUUACGAAAUUCAUGAGUCCGAAUGUCUAUGGAAGUUAUAGGGAAGAUCGCAGAUGAAAAACAAAAUCUACAUGAAACGAGUUGAUGAACGUAACCAGCCACACACACAGACAUUUGGCGGAAUGCUUGUUUCAGGCUUGAGACUCGUGCUCUGGUCCACACUGUAGCCGUGAUUGCAUGAUAUAAUACUGUAAAUGUGACUGUAUAUGUGAUAAUCUCCCGUCCAACGCAUAAAAUGUACUACACCAAGAUAAACCUCUGUAAGUAUUAUCAGCGAAUAGUAUAGAGCAAGAGCAGAACAUGGUAUACGGAUAAUUUCAUGUGACUACCCGGCUGUAUGUUAAUGUUCUCCGUGUUCCCCGUGUCCUCGUGGUGUCUGCUGCAGCCACGCCGCCACGGGAGCACCAACGCACAAACGCAAGGGUGGGGUUGGCUGGCCACGUCCCCUCGGCCACGCACAAGAGCCAGAGUGAGGUGAAGCCGCGUAGCCUCAGUGAACGCGGCUGCCUCUGAUUAAGGAUGCCAUACUGUCCAGCAUCUA
Eriocheir sinensis (Chinese mitten crab) is the source of this 3953-nucleotide messenger RNA. RefSeq names its product kyphoscoliosis peptidase-like. NCBI's taxonomy places the organism in Eukaryota, Metazoa, Arthropoda, Malacostraca, Decapoda, Varunidae. The record is from RefSeq and is a predicted model, not a curated record. The transcript is spliced from 16 exons. The coding region runs from base 348 to 2786 and encodes 812 amino acids.